CAGCUUUGCACAACUACACUGGAACGGCAUUAUGAGGAGAAGAUCAAACGUUGGAAUGCCGAGCUAGAUAUGCUCCUGGUGUUUGUGCGUCUCCCCACAUACCGGUUACUGUUAGCGGGUCUAUUCUCGACCGCUCUUACCGCAUUCAUCGUGCAGUCAUAUCCCCUCCUGCAACCAGCAGACACAGACACGAUCAUCUUCGCCCUCGCUCAGAUGUCGAGCCAACUUGACAGCUACACCGUCUCCGCGUCGUUCGUGAACUCCACCGUACGCACUCUAUUCCGUGCAACAGACGGCGAUACCGGAUUCAAGGCCCCGUUAUACGCCAUUUGGGUCAACGGUCUAUGGUUCUCCUCCCUCAUCUGUACGCUCUCAGCAUCCUCCAUUGCUGUCCUAGUCAAACAAUGGCUUCACCAGUACGGCCAGAGUCUCUCUGGCACGACGCAAGAGGCCUCACUUCUCCGCCAGUAUCGCCACGAGAGUAUGUUGAGAUGGCACGUGUCUAGCAUCAUCGCCGUCCUUCCCAUCCUCCUUCAAACUGCGUUGGCUCUAUUUCUGGGGGGUCUGCUCAUUCUCCUCUGGAACCUCCACCGUUCUGUUGCCAUCGUGGCCACUGUCCUCGUCUCCAUCUUAUUGUCUUUCACCGUCGCGACGACCCUCCUUCCGAUCAUCUACACGGACUGUUGCUUCCAGUCACCACAGGCGCUGUCGCUCUUCAUCUUCACUCAGACUGUCGCCCAUCUUGCAUGGAAGCUCGCCCAAGCCGUAGAGCAGUGGACCCGUAAC
Molecule: messenger RNA, 786 nt
Organism: Epithele typhae
Lineage: Eukaryota; Fungi; Basidiomycota; Agaricomycetes; Polyporales; Epitheliaceae
Exons: 2
Source: RefSeq, a predicted model, not a curated record